CAUCCUCCCCCUCUUCGCAUCGCCGAGCUCUCUCUCUCUCUCUCUCUCUCUACUGCUGAGAAUCCGAAUCCGUCCCUCGUUGCCAUGGCGUCCGUAAAGGAUAACCGCCUGCCCCCCGGCCUCGUCUCCAACCUCCAGCAGGUCCUCGCCCGCCGCAAGGACGACGGCUCCGGCGAUCCCCCCGCCGCCGCCGCCGCCGCCGAGCCGCCGAUCGAGCCCUCCACCUCGGACGCCGCCCCCGGCGCCGAGGAUUGCUCGAAGCCGAUCGUCCUCGUCACCAGCAGCGACGGAAUCGAGUCCCCCGGCCUCGCUCGCCUCGUCGAAGCUCUCGUCCGCGAAGGCCUCUGCAAUGUCCACGUCUGCGCUCCUCAAUCGGACAAAUCGGCCUCAGGUCAUUCUGUGACUCUUACAGAAACGGUUGCCGUGACAUCCGCCGAAAUAAGUGGUGCCGUGGCUUAUGAAGUUUCGGGAACUCCUGUGGAUUGUGUCUCAUUAGCAUUAUCUGGAGCGCUUUUUUCAUGGUCGAAGCCUUUAUUGGUUAUUAGUGGAAUCAAUAGAGGUUCAAGCUGUGGCAAUCAAAUGUUUUACUCUGGCGUCAUUGCUGGAGCUAGAGAAGCAUUAAUUUGCGGUAUACCAUCUUUAUCCAUAUCGCUGAACUGGAAAAAGGAUGAGAGUCAAGAAAGUGAUUUUAAGGACGCAGUCACUGUCUGCUUACCGUUAAUAAAUGCAACUAUCAAAGAUAUUGAAAAGGGAAAUUUUCCUAAAAGUUGCUUGUUGAAUAUAGAAGUUCCAACAUCUCCUUUGACCAACAAGGGUUUCAAAGUUACGAAGCAAAGUUUAUGGAGAUCCACUCUGAACUGGCAAGCCAUUUCAGCUAAUAGGCAUCCAUCUUCUGGGCAUUUCAUGUCCAAUCAACAAAGCCUUGGCAUCCAACUUGCGCAGCUUAGUCGAGAUGCAUCUGCUGCUGGUGCAGCUCGGCGUUUAACAACGCAAAGGAAAAGUCUUGUUGAGAUAGAAUCAGUUGGUGCUGCUGGGAAACCCGACACAAACCGAGUGAAGAAGUUCUUCAGAUUAGAGUUCAUGCACAGAGAGCAGGAUGAUGCAGAUGAAGAAUUGGAUAUCAGAGCUCUGGAGAAUGGAUUUGUUGCGGUCACGCCUCUAUCACUUUCUUUAAAGGACCAGGAAGAUGCCACAGCUGCUACAUCGGACUGGGUUUCCUCUUCGCUUCAAAGAGAGCAAUAAGGAUUUGCCAAAUUCAGCGAACACGCAAUUCUGUAUACAUCUGAGAUUGUAAUGCUAGACUAGUUCUCAAUUGAUUUAAGAUAUGCUUAAUUUUUUCAAUAUAUGUUUCUAAGUUAUUGUUUUUUUUUUGGUCAGAGUUUCUAAGUUCUUGUUCGCCAGCUAAAUUAUUGGGGUAGGGUUUGUGUGGGUGUUGCAGUUUCUUUUUUUGACAUGACCGAACUUGAGCACAGGGGUUCAAAAUACAGACCCUGUGGUUUUCCAA
This is a messenger RNA of Syzygium oleosum, 1504 nucleotides long. RefSeq lists its product as uncharacterized. NCBI's taxonomy places the organism in Eukaryota, Viridiplantae, Streptophyta, Magnoliopsida, Myrtales, Myrtaceae. Gene Ontology annotation, molecular function: nucleotidase activity. The record is from RefSeq and is a predicted model, not a curated record. Bases 85 to 1242 code for a protein of 385 amino acids. The transcript has 10 exons.